Messenger RNA from Fusarium coffeatum, 1617 nucleotides. RefSeq lists its product as uncharacterized. NCBI's taxonomy places the organism in Eukaryota, Fungi, Ascomycota, Sordariomycetes, Hypocreales, Nectriaceae. The transcript has 7 exons. Gene Ontology annotation, cellular component: membrane; Golgi apparatus. Bases 1 to 1617 code for a protein of 538 amino acids. The record is from RefSeq and is a predicted model, not a curated record. Gene Ontology annotation, biological process: retrograde transport, endosome to Golgi.
AUGAAGUUCCUCACGGGACUGUUUGUGCUGGGUAUGUCCUUCUGGACAGCCCAGGCUUAUGAGAUCGGACUGAGCAACAAAGAGGGCUAUCAAGAAUACUGUACUGGCAUGUACAGCAAGUCUUCAUGGGGCGGACCCGUUGACCCAUUCAUUCUCGUCAAGUUCCUCAACAGCAGCGAUUCGGGCGUUAAAGACCCAGCUGCCAGUCUUGUGAUAUUCGAGUGGAAGGACAGAAACCUCGUAGGCAUUCCGGACCCCGAGGUUCCCGGUAACCGACUCGGCGUCUGCGGAGACGAUUUCGUUAAGCAAGGUUACUGCAACAAAACCGACAUUGGAAAGUUCAUAUUGCACCCAGAUGUCGACAAAAAAUCUACCAGCGUCGUCCUCACCAAGGCGGUCCAUCUCAACAAAGCUGCCCCCAUCAACUACUCCAUUAAGAAGACUGGCUACUAUUGUGUUCUUACGGACGUCGUCAACACCAAGAACUACGAGCUUGUGGUCGAAUACCGCAAUGCUUAUGGCGAACUCGAGGCUACUCAAAUACCCAAAUUGCCGUUCUACGGCGGCAUGAGUAUCUUGUAUGCGCUCCUCGCUGCGUAUUGGGGGUUUCUGUACUACCAGCACAGACACGAUAUCUUGGCCGUGCAGAACUACAUUACAGCAAUCCUGAUCUUCUUGGUAGUCGAAAUGCUCAUUACUUGGGGCUUUUAUGAACAUCAAAAUCGCCACGGCUCCAAUAUCGGCUCCAAGGUUUUCCUCACUAUUGUAGGAAUUCUCAACGCUGGCCGAAACUCGUUCUCGUUCUUUCUGCUGCUUAUCGUCUGUAUGGGUUAUGGUGUGGUCAAGCACACCCUGGGUAAGACCAUGAUCAGAGUGCGAUGGCUUGCAGCAGCCCACUUUCUAUUUGGCCUCGUCUACUCGCUCACUUUCCUGUCCAUUACUCCCGAGACGGCUGGUCCAUUUGUGCUGUUAAUUGUUCUUCCUUUGGCAGGUACCUUGACUGCAUUCUAUGUCUGGACCCUUAACUCCCUCAAUUGGACCCUCAAGGAUCUCCGGGAGCGGAAGCAGCAUGCCAAGGAAGCUAUGUAUCGAAAGCUUUGGUGGGCUAUUCUUAUCAGUGUCAUGGUUAUUUUCGGCUUUUUCUUCUUCAACAGUUUUACAUUUGCCUCUGCCAGCGACCCCGAUUUCGUUCCAUUUCAUUGGAAGACACGAUGGUUCAUUCUUGAUGGCUGGCUGAACGUUGUAUACUUUGCUGACGUAGCAUGGAUCGCGUAUCUCUGGCGCCCUACCUCCAACAACCGCCGCUUCGCCAUGAGUGACGAGAUCGCCCAAGAUGACGAUGGGAACUUUGACCUUGGCGAUAUUGGUGUCCCGGGCGAAGAUUCAGAUGAUGAAGAGGCCGAUAUCGCCAAGCCUCAGAACAACUCACACAACGCCAACGGUCUGUCUUUUCCGAGCGCAUCUCAGAGCGCCCCUCAGCAGUCAAGGAACACUCGCACUGCACCUCGUGAAUCUCUAGAAAACGAGACCAUUUUUGCCGUUGGGGAGGAUGGAGACAAGUUCUCAGACGAUGAUGACAGUGACGAAGAAGAUGCGAAACUUGUAAAAUCGAAGUAA